Messenger RNA from Oikopleura dioica, 3069 nucleotides. The record is from the annotation of a GenBank genome assembly. Lineage: Eukaryota; Metazoa; Chordata; Appendicularia; Copelata; Oikopleuridae.
AUGGAAGCGGAGGACGUUCGCCUCCGCCUUCAGCGGCUGUAUAAAUUGACAGCUGAUGAGGCGAAUACACUUAUACAAUCCGCCCUUGAUUCGAGAAAGAAAGAGAGACUCCUUCAAGUUCGAGCGCAGUCGAAGAAGAUUGCAAAUCGAGUCAAUCAUAAAGUGAAGAACAAGGAGAGAUCAGCGCUGAAAGAGUUGAGCAAUACGCUGGAAGAAGAAUGGAAAGCAAAACAGCGCGAGCGACUAGAGCAAGCAGAGGCAGAAUUCGAAGAAGCCCUCCGCCUUCGUGGUGAAGCCCAGCGCAUCGCGGAAGCUCAAAAUAACUCCAAACAACACUCGACUCUCGACCAAGAUCUCCAACGAAAACGAAUGGACGAUGCUGACCGACGAUACCAAAUAGCGGUGACGAAGCUGCGCCAAGAGCGCAAACGCGCUGCGGAAGAAAACCGCGAACGAGAGAAGCACAAAUCCGAAGCGAUUGAAAAAGAACGAAUUCGGGCAGCAGCUGUGGCGGCUUUGGGCACGCCGGAGUCGAUGAAGCCGCGGGCGGAGGAUAAAACGUUGAGGAACAAAGUCAGUCUGCAUAACAACGAUGUACGAGUGAAAGACUCGUUUUAUGAUCAACCAGAGCAUGCUGUUAUCCCCGCCACGAGUGAAGACAACAUCGUCGACGCCUUCCAAGCCGCCGCGGAGCAAGCAAAAAUCGUCGAAGAACGCCUUCGUAAUGAGAACAUCCGCCACACAGAAGCAGCAAUGAAGUCCACUCUCCGAGGCGAAGAUGCGCUGAGAAAAGUCAGAUUGGACAAUUCAAAGGCGACGCUAGAAUCGAACCUGGAAGUUCUUCGUCGAAAAGAAUUUGCGAGACAGAAUGCCGGGUCAAUGGCGGCGACUGAGAAGAGACUGGCGAUGAACCAAGCGACAAAGCAGUUUCAGAUGGAGCAAAUCGUUGCUGACGCGAUUGGCGGUAGAGGGUACUCAGUCACGCCCGACCCAGAGCUGGAUAUUUCCUCGGCAACGGAUUCUAGCGCCGUUGAUCCGCCGCACUCAAUUCCAUACACUCACUAUGAUCUUCCACAGCAGCCAGAAGAAGAGCAAGAUCCCGAAGAUGAUGAUGAGCGAACGUUGACUCCCGAGCCACCAACUGCCACCCUUCCAGAAGCGACACAAGUUCCAUCAAUUCUCAAAACUUCAAAUCAUUUCAAUAUCGCAAAAGAGACCCACUCAGUGCGCUUCAACGACGAGCAAAGACAGCUGCUGGAAAUGUUCGAAUCACAAAAACGCGAAAUGGAAGCACUUCUUGAACAAGCGAAAAUCGAGCAUGAAGAGAACCUCCGUCAGCUAGAACUUGCUCAAGCAUCGACACUUGAAGGCGAAACGAGUGGUCUUUCAGCGAGUCAGUGUUCUUCCACGUCGAAUAAUAGCAGCGCAGUAAUGACGCAGAAAGUGAUCGAAAACUUGGACGCAAUCAAGUCGUAUCAAGAAAGAUUAAUUCAAAAGUACUCUUCUGGCUCAGAAAACAACGCAACAACUUCAUCAUCAAUAUCAGCAUCAACCAGUGCAAUUCCUUCAACAAAUUCCAGCGCAGAGCAGCCUUCAAAUAUCAACUACUCAAUUCAAGCUCACGAAGUCAAUUCCUCAGAUUUAUCAAAUUCGAAGCAAAGCACCUCAGGCCCGAAUUACGUUGGAUUAUCUCCUUACACACCUCCAACAUUCCAUGAAUCAAUGUUUGAUGCGACAAAAGUCUCACAAACGAGCAUAUCAAAAAGGGAGCCAUCGAAAGGAAUGAUUGAUAUUGAAGAAGAACUUCGACAAGAGCAAGAAAUAAUCGCAAAGAAUGAGGCAGAGCUUCAAAAACUCCGAGCAAUCUCAGAAAAUUUGGAAAGGCAAAUGAUGGGGUUGACCUUAUCAAGCACAGGGCCAAUUUAUCAACAGAGCCAGCAAAGUAUUGAAGUCAAAGAUCUCCCAUCGCUCUCAGAAUCAUAUCAUUCCAAUGCAUCUUCAAUCAAAGUCGCUGACGCUCCCGCAGCAAGUCGAGAAGAAACUCUUCAAACUCCAACUCCACCACCAGUGACUGUAGAGCGGCUGAAACUCGAUCAAUCUGGCGUCACGGAUUCUGCUCCCACAGAGUCGACUCCGCGAUCAGAGCAACGGACGAAAAUGACGAGAAAAGUGUCGAAAAAUCUGUCCAACUUGUCUCACUCGAGCGUAAAUGAGACUUCAUACAUUUCCCUGCCAGAUACUCAACCGUACAAGUUUCAGGGCUUUAACUCAUCCAGCUCGAGUAUUUCAACAAUCUCCCGCGACAGCCAAACCCAAUCACACGGCACAGCAACACUGAUCGGCAUUUCAAAGGCAACGGACGAGCAGCCAACAACGACAGAACCAUCUUUUUCAAAUCAAUCGAUUCUUCUUGGAGUUCGAAAGCACAAAUCUGACCCAAUCUCUACUGGAAACGCUCAUGAGGCUCAACACUCGACAUUUUCCGGAAGCUACUCGGAAGGGAGAAUCAACGACAUUAUCAGAGAAACACUGCAGGAAAUUAUGCAACAAGAAGGACAUGAUGUUGCUCUUGGACUUCCUUCUUUAUCUGUAACACCAGUCUCGACCGUCAACGAAACUCCCCUCGUCCCAGCCACCUUUGCCGAGCUAGAAUCCAUCUCUUCCGACAACGAUACAAAGAGCGAGCUGCCAAAGCCCGAUCCUAACGAAGAUCCUGACGAGCUGUCCGAAACUGACACUGAAAUUUUAACAAAACUGCUGAUGGAGCAAUUCAACGGGCUUGAAAAGGAUCUCAACGCAGCGGAAAUUGCUAAUGAGAGCUAUGGAGUGAUAACAGAACCAGUGAAUGUUCUCCCGACAAGCCCGUCUUCAGAAAAUUCCGGGACGAAUUCUCUGGUUCACGGCUUUGCUGGUAUUGACUUCAACGUUACUCCAGGCAGCCCCGUUGUUUUGUCUGAAAUGGAGCUCAAUCAUUUGCCAGAACUGAGCACAACCGUUGAAGAAGACUCAUCUUAUCAACGAACACCUGGUGAUUCUGCCUCGCCAAGUUCUUCCCGAGAAAAUAAUUGA